Messenger RNA from Phasianus colchicus (ring-necked pheasant), 978 nucleotides. Its product is annotated as olfactory receptor 52B2-like. Gene Ontology annotation, cellular component: plasma membrane. The record is from RefSeq and is a predicted model, not a curated record. Gene Ontology annotation, biological process: G protein-coupled receptor signaling pathway. Gene Ontology annotation, molecular function: olfactory receptor activity; G protein-coupled receptor activity. Lineage: Eukaryota; Metazoa; Chordata; Aves; Galliformes; Phasianidae.
ACCAUGUACGAGCUCAAUGAAAGCAGCUUCGACCCCAUCACCUUCGUCCUGACCGGUAUCCCGGGCAUGGAGGAGUCCCACAUCUGGAUCUCUGUCCCUUUCUGCCUGAUGUACAUCACUGCACUGUUCAGCAACUCCGUCCUGCUCUUUGUCAUCGCCACGGAGCGGAGCCUCCACGAGCCCAUGUACCUCUUCCUCGCCAUGCUGGCUGUGUCCGACCUGAUGCUUUCGACCACGACGGUGCCCAAAAUGCUGGCGAUCUUCUGGUUCAGCGCCCGGGAAAUUUCCUUCGACGCCUGCGUUACUCAGAUGUUCUUCACCCACUUCAGCUUCAUCGUGGAGUCGUCCGUCCUGCUGGCCAUGGCCUUCGACCGCUACGUGGCCGUCUGCGACCCGCUGCGCUACCCGUCCACCUUGACCCCCUCGGUGAUCGGGAAGAUCGCGCUGAGCGCCGUGCUCCGGGGCUUCUGCAUCAUGUUCCCUCCCAUCUUCCUGCUGAAACGACUGCCCUACUGCGGGCACAACGUCAUGCCCCACACCUACUGUGAGCACAUGGGCAUUGCCCGCCUGGCCUGCGCCGACAUCAGGGCCAACGUCUGGUACGGGCUGACCACGGCACUGCUGUCCUCUGGGCUGGACGUGGUGCUCAUCGCCAUCUCCUACGGGCUCAUCCUCAGGACCGUCUUCCAGCUGCCAUCCCCCGAGGCUCGCCUCAAAACCCUGAGCACCUGCGGCUCCCACCUCUGCGUCAUCCUCAUGUUCUACACGCCCGCCUUCUUCUCCUUCCUCACGCACCGCUUUGGCCACAGCAUUCCAGGCCACGUCCACAUCCUGUUGGCCAACCUCUACGUUGUGGUCCCACCGAUGCUCAACCCCAUUGUGUACGGGGUGAGGACGCGGCAGAUCCGCGAGCGCGUGGUCCGCCUGCUCUGCCCUGCAGGGCAGUGUCCCCAUCCUGGCUGUGGGAGCUGCUGCUGA